UUUGCCUUUUCGUGAGUUAUCACAAGUGUUUCAACAAUACAGAGUACUACAGUAGACUUUUAAUGAUUUAUCGAGUUCCGAAGCCGUUACAUAGAAAACGAAUACUACUGAACACAGAUGCGCUUACAGCAUGGAUCGUAUUUAAUUUUUCUCUAUUAAGAAGAUCAUAAGAUCAUUAUUGUGAGAAUGCUGCGAAGAUGCCAGGUGCAACGCAGCCUCGUUGUCUACCUCAGCGUCGCCAUUUUUCUGAUUACGUGCAGUUUGCUCCUUGUUAUCACGCCGCUUGUCGACGACACCCCUCCCCGCGAAACUCCCCCCAACGUCAAAGCGGGAAUCCUGGACAGUCUGGCGAAAAGCGCCAGCAAUCUCUUCACUUCGGCGGUUGACGCUUUUUCCUACUACGACGAAUCCAACGAGUGCGGCCGGCUGCGAAAUAAACGCGCAGCAUGGUACGGCUCCGCGGCGUAUCCAGUUAUCACCGACGAAUCGCAAGCCUGGAGCUGGGUGAAGACAUUUCUUGGAGCAGCGUGCGCCGGAUGCCGCAAUGACUCCAAAUCGGAACUUUUCGACCGUGUUUUGCAUCCGUUAAAGCAGAAAGCGAAAUCCAGUGAUUCGGCUCAACGAAUUGCUGUGAUCCGUUUUGCGCAGCUUCCACCGCCGGAGCUGGAGACACGCGUCGGAUCUCUCGCAAAGAAGAACUCGAUGGAAGUACAGCGAACCAAUAUUUCGCGGUCGUUUUGUACAAAUGAUACGCACUGUCGACCGGCGUCCAGUUUGCCGAUUCGGACAGUCGCUGAUUUCAUUUUAAUCACUGGAUCGGUUGCUGAUUUUUAUGAUAUGACGCAGAUUGUCGCGUGCCAAUCGGAUGCCGAUUACCUGCUGACCACUAUUUAUACCGAACCAAGAGAUGACAUCAACAACGAACGGUACGCGACACUCUUCCAUGAUUGGCUGAACGUAAUGUACUUCGAGUACGACUGGAUUCCAUUUGUGACCAACGAGCAUCUGUGCGAUGAGUCCCGUUUCAACUGCACAAUCUGGAUUGCCUGGAAAAAGUACCAACCGGAAGAGCCGUUGACAUUCUUCCCACCAGCGGCUGACGGCAGCCUUCCUUACGAAAUCGAAAGGCUUAGCAGCUUCUUCAAUAAACCAGACCAGAGCGCGUGCAUUAGACGGGAACAAUUCGGUGGAUCGUACGAUAAUGAAGUGGCAAAAAUCAAAGUGGACGGUAUGUACACCUUAUGUAUGGACAUCUUCCCCAACCGCUCCCCAGACGACUGUCUUGUGUACUCCUUCGGUAUUCGCGAUGACUGGCGUUUCGAUGACCAACUGCACAGUAUGGGAUGCUCUGUCUUCUCCUUCGAUCCGUCCAUCGAGCAGAACACGUCCCAACGCGCGGCUCAUCACUACUUUUACAAAUGGGGACUUGUAUACGGUCGAGAGCAUUUUGCCGUAAAACGCCCGGAUGACUGGAUUUUGAAGACCGUCCAGCAGAUUCGCGUGGAUUUGAAUCAUACCAAACGGAAACUGGAUGUGAUUAAGAUGGAUUGCGAGAGCUCGGAGAUGACCUUCCUUGAUGGGGAGAAGGCGGCGGAGACUCUGCGGUCGGUCGGGCAGUUGGCUCUGGAGGUGCACUGGAUGCCGGCGGACUGGGGAAGGUCCCCCGAGGAUUUUAAUGGGGUGAAAGUCGUACGAAAUAUGGCCCGGAUAAUACAUCGGUUGGAGAAGCUUGGAUUUGUGAUGUUUUUUUCGCGGCCGACGCCGAAGCAGUCGGGUUUCGAUUUCCGCGCGUAUAAUCGCUCGUCGGUGGAGGUCACUGGCUCGCAGUCCUUCGUCUACGAAGUAUCCUUUCUUAACACUGAUUUCACAAACUGAACUUACAAAGUACAAGUACUUUGCAGGAUGUAAAUUUAUUGAUUCUUAGGGAGGUCAUAGUUUUUUUCUGGCAAGUUACAUUCUUUGUACGAUACCUCGCCAUGGCCAUGUUUGCGGCUUAAGACGAACUUUCCGAAUUUGGUGCAAUGCGGUAUUAAUUUUGUCAAACGAGAUCGGCAAAACUUUGUUCCUCAAAACUUCACGGAAUGGCCUGUCUACUUUAUUGUGUUCGGAUUACGAUCACACACUGGACUGCUUCAAAGUAGGUACAGUAUAUUUUACCCAUAUCCACCCAUACGCAUAGCGCUAUAUGACUGUGGGUGUAACACCUUUACG
Paramacrobiotus metropolitanus is the source of this 2211-nucleotide messenger RNA. RefSeq lists its product as uncharacterized. The record is from RefSeq and is a predicted model, not a curated record. Bases 187 to 1875 code for a protein of 562 amino acids. NCBI's taxonomy places the organism in Eukaryota, Metazoa, Tardigrada, Eutardigrada, Parachela, Macrobiotidae. The transcript has 3 exons.